Messenger RNA from Lolium perenne, 846 nucleotides. NCBI's taxonomy places the organism in Eukaryota, Viridiplantae, Streptophyta, Magnoliopsida, Poales, Poaceae. The record is from RefSeq and is a predicted model, not a curated record.
AUGUCCGACUGCGCGGCUUUGGCAAUGGCGACGGCGUCGUGGAUGAGCUGCUUCUCGGCAGCUAUGACCAGGGUACUGGGGGACCGGCGGCAUGACCGCGUUGACUUCGAGGGAACGGUGCUGCUGGCUCGUUUUGUCCUCGGGCUCGUUGGUGAAGAUGAUGUAGGUGGCAUCCUCAGGCAGCGGCACUGCCGCUCGGCCGGCACUGCCGGUUGGACCGGCCCGGCACUGCCGCCACCCAUCGUCUGGCACCACGCGCGCCCGAGCGCAUCUCCCAGGCUACCACCACCAGCGCUCCCGCCUCUGGUUACCCUCCGCGCAUCCCACGCCCACGCCUCCCGCGACGCAGCUCGCCGGCCACUCAUUUCCCCGCGCGACUUCCCCACCAGCAGCCCGCCCGCACGCCACCUACAGCCACCUCACGCCCGCCCCUGGCGCUCGAUUCCUGGCCACCACGCGCGCCCGGCCUCAACGCUCCCGCAGUCCAAGCCGCCUACCACCAGCUCGCCUCCAUCCAUCACCGGCGCGCAGCACCAGCAGGUCCCGCCCAGGAAUGCCUCCGCGUUUCCAACCACCACAAGUGCCCACGCAUCAGCGCCUCGCUCAGCUCAAGCAAACAGCAGCUCCACACGCGCAAGCCUCCACAUAACUGCCCCUGCCGUGCAAGUUUCAGAGCCAAGCAGCACUGCCGGCACAAGCAUAACGGCACUGCCGCCGAGCGCAGUCCGGCACUGCCGCUCCACCCAGCCCGGCACUGCCGGCUUGUGCGUUGUGCUGUUCAAAUUUCGCCCAGUUUUGGCUCACAUUUUUGCUCCAAAUUUUGACAACUUUCCGGUGCCCGUUUGA